AUGAAGGAAUGCCUACAAUCAGCUAGAGUUUCAAUUCUUGUAAAUGGCUCUCCUACUACUGAAUUCUGUCUAGAAAAAAGCCUCAGACAAGGGGACCCAUUGUCACCCUUUCUCUUUAUCAUAGUGGCUGAAGGUUUGAAUAUGUUAUUCCAAAGAGCUAAAUCACUGGGGCUAAUCAAAAGGGCUAUGAUAGGACUUACGGAGUUUAAUGACACUCAUUUGCAAUUGGCGGAUAAUACAAUUGUGUUCUGUGAGGCUGAUGAGCAAGAUACUUUGAAUGUUAAAAGAAUUUUGAGAGAAAAUUUCUUUGAUUUGGAGUUGACACUGGUCAAAGUAGUUUUGUCUUCAUUAGUAGUGUAUUACCUUUCCAUUUUUAAAUUGCCUGGAAGUGUAGCUAAGUUGCUUGACAAAAUUCAGGCUAGGUUUUUGUGGGGAGGCUCAAAUGUUAAAAAGAAGCUUCAUCUAGUAAAAUGGGAGGAGGUCACCGACAAGAAGAGCUUUGGAGGUUUGGGGAUUAAAAGAUUGUAA
Messenger RNA from Camellia sinensis, 528 nucleotides. NCBI's taxonomy places the organism in Eukaryota, Viridiplantae, Streptophyta, Magnoliopsida, Ericales, Theaceae. The record is from RefSeq and is a predicted model, not a curated record.